AUGGGCAGACAAGCCCCACAUCGGAACCCACACGGAACAACACCCACCCCAACGACACGGAACACGCUGGCAACCCCCACGACCACGAAUACAACCACGGCAACGACACGGAACACGCUGGCAACCCCCACGACCACGAAUACAACCACGGCAACGACACGGAACACGCUGGCGACCCCUACGACCACAAAUAGGACCAUUACAUCAACACGGCAAACAUUGGCAACAUCAACGACAAAGGAAACGACACGGCAAGCAACGGACAACGAAGAACGACCCCCCAUGCCCAGGACAACGACCGGCACAAAAAGGCACCAACUGGCAGAUCAUCAGCGUCCGCAAACAAAAUGGGUAACCCCGCGGCGGCUCUCGGCUCUAGACUUUCCCGGAGUGAAGCCGAUCAACUUAUCGGAGGAAAGCGAGGAGGAAUGGGAGCCAAAACCACGGGGCCGCGAGGAGCACCUGAAACGCGUGGAGGAAGCGGUCGUGCGUCUGAAGGCAACCUGGCGGAGCGGAAACCGCAAGACAACACUGGUGGUCUCGGACAACCACACAACCCGCAUCCGCAUCGGCAGAGACGGACACGUACACACCAACACCAACGAGACGCCAGUGUCUUAA
This is a messenger RNA of Drosophila rhopaloa, 621 nucleotides long. Its product is annotated as integumentary mucin C.1-like. The record is from RefSeq and is a predicted model, not a curated record. The coding region runs from base 1 to 621 and encodes 206 amino acids. Lineage: Eukaryota; Metazoa; Arthropoda; Insecta; Diptera; Drosophilidae. The transcript has a single exon.